This is a messenger RNA of Ananas comosus (pineapple), 1056 nucleotides long. RefSeq lists its product as uncharacterized. The record is from RefSeq and is a predicted model, not a curated record. Lineage: Eukaryota; Viridiplantae; Streptophyta; Magnoliopsida; Poales; Bromeliaceae. Gene Ontology annotation, molecular function: zinc ion binding; nucleic acid binding. The transcript is spliced from 2 exons. The coding region runs from base 1 to 1056 and encodes 351 amino acids.
AUGAGGGGUCAGCUGACGGCCCUCUCACGGAUGUGCCAGCAGUUUAUACAGCAACAGACUGCAGCUGCUGCUCCCCCGGCUCCACCUCCGACACAGCCGGCUCCAGUUACUACGGACACUCCGGUGAUACCUCUACCGGCUACAGCUCCGACAGGCACGACGACGACGACGACUACCACGACGGAUUCCGCUAAGGGUGCUAAUACCUCUACAGCGGACGGCGAUCUCAUGCGGGCGAAGUUGGCCCAGUUCAGGAAGUUCGAUCCGCCUAAGUUCGCUGGGAAGAAUGACGAUGCAUGGGUGAUCGAGCACUGGGCCACCCACAUGUUGAAACUAUUUCGCGAUCUCCAUAUUGAGGAGCAGGAUCGCGUUCCUUUGGCCGCUCAUUGCCUUGAGAGGGAUGCGUAUGCAUGUACGAAGCAGAACUUGGAGUGCGAGCUGGAGAGCCUUAAGCAGGGUAACCGUAUUGUGGCGGAGUACGAGCGAGAUUUCAGCCGCAUCGUCGGGCUGAUCCCCUUCGCGAUGCGGGACGAGUACCACAAGGCCAGGCUUUUUAUCAGGGGGCUGAGGCCUAACAUUCGGCUCUUGGUCGCGUCCAAUGGCGCGAUACCCUUCGACGAGUGUCUCGACCGGGCUCUUAUAGUGCAGAGCGAGUCGGAGGAGGUUCGAGCUGAUCGCGAUGCAUCCGAGCAAUCGGGGAACAGGAAGCGUUCCCAUGCCAAGUCUGGCGGUGGCCCUUCUUACAGCAAGAGGCCACCGAAACAUCCGUGCACUCAGCAGUCGGUGAGGAGUGCACCUUCUGGUGGACAACAACAGGGUAACCGAUGCGUGAUCUGCGGGCAGGCACAUGCAGUGAACACUUGCCCGCAGAGGAGGGACCAUUGCUACCGUUGUGGCCAGCCGGGCAACCUUCAAGCUCAGUGCCCUAGGGGUGACGGGGCCAAUCAGAGUGCUGUCUCUUCCCCAGCUGCAUCCCGACAGAAUCGUGGAGCCCCCAGUACAGCUGCUUCGUCUGGGCGUCCCUCUACAUCACGCCAAAAUGAGGGGGCGCGCUAG